AUGUCGCUAGGGGCAGCCGGGCCUCAGCCCCCCUUCCUGAGCACCAGCAGCCGCCCGUACAUCCACUCCGCCGGGAUCAUCCACCGGGACCUGAAGCCCAGCAACCUGGCGGUGAACGAGGACUGCGAGCUCAGGAUCCUGGACUUCGGGCUGGCACGCCAGGCGGACGAGGAGAUGACGGGCUACGUGGCCACGCGCUGGUACCGGGCCCCUGAGAUCAUGCUCAACUGGAUGCACUACAACCAGACAGUGGACAUCUGGUCUGUGGGGUGCAUCAUGGCCGAGCUGCUCCAAGGAAAGGCCCUCUUCCCGGGAAGUGACUACAUUGACCAGCUGAAGCGCAUCAUGGAGGUGGUGGGCACGCCCAGCCCUGAGGUGCUGGCAAAGAUAUCCUCGGAACACGCCCGGACGUACAUCCAGUCCCUGCCUCCCAUGCCCCAGAAGGACCUCAGGAGCAUCUUCCGUGGCGCCAACCCCCUGGCCGUGGACCUCCUGGGAAGGAUGCUGGUGCUGGACAGCGACCGGAGGCUCAGUGCGGCCGAGGCCCUGGCCCACGCCUACUUCAGCCAGUACCACGACCCUGAGGACGAGCCCGAGGCCGAGCCGUAUGACGAGAGCGCGGAAGCACAGGCUCACCUUCCCCCUCACUCCCCAGAACUCACCUACCAGGAAGUCCUCAGCUUCAAGCCCCCAGGGCCACCGCAGCCCCCAGGCAGCCUGGACGUUGAGCAGUGAGCCACUCUGGAACUCACGGAGGGGCCCGAGCCUGCCCACCCCGGCUCCACAGCCUGCCGGGUUCCCACCUGGGUUGCCUCCCACCUCAUGACCCCUGGCCUGGGACCCCUGGUCUGCAUGCCGCUCCCGUGGGAGUCUGCGCACACAUAUGAAUGCAUGAACAUGUGCACGUGUGCAAGCCGUGGGCGUAGGAGCCUGGACAGAGCGUCCUGGCCUUCCUUGGUCCUCUUACCACAUCCCAGCAAGCGAGGUCUCCCUUGGGACUUUACUGUGGAGGCCUGAAUGCCUGAGGGGUCCCCUGGGGAGUGUGUCUGUCUCCAGAUCUCAGUCCCAGUGGGCUGUCUCUUGGGGGUGGUGCAUUGGGGCCAGGGCCCCUGGAGACUCAAAGGGCAGGGACUCAGUGGUCUGAGCUGCUCAGCCCGGAAGUGGGGGGCUACCCUGGGAAACGCUGAGACCCAAAGGCCUGAGAGCUGGGCAGGGUCUUCCCCGGGGGGUGGCAGGGCAGGGACAGCCACCAAGUGUCACAUCAGACGGCCUGGAGCCACAUGUUUUCCUGUGUUGUGUGGCACAUGCGCCCUAAUGUGUGUUCCUUGUAUUUACAUGGGAAGGCGUGUAUGAAUCCAUGGGCACCCAAGGGCCAGAGUCUGUACUAGCAGGAGGCCCACGUUGGGGUGGCUGUACCUGCCCCCCCCCCCCCCAGUGUCUGCUGUCAUUGAGGGGGUGCUGAGAUCCUGCCAUGCACCAUGCGAGGGGCUCAGGUGGGCCAGGGACAGCCACGUGAGCAAAAGCCAUGGCAUUCUCCUUGGGCUUCUGAAGCCUGAGGGCACAGUGCCAGCUGGGGAGCUGGCAGUCAUGGGGCUGGGGGACCUACAGGGGCUGGCCCACAUCGAGGAGCACUUGGACUUGGACCCUGGCCCAGACGCCGAGAGCUGGGGUGCUCUGACCUGUGGGUCGGCCCUGACCCUCCCUCCUUCCAGAAUGGAGCUGACUUCGUAGCCUCUGCUCCAGAUGGGGUGGAGGUGUGAGUCUUCUCUGUCCAGGGGUGGCGUCAGGUGCCAGACAGUGGCCUCCUACCUCGUGGGACCCAGGGAGGGCUGAGUGUCCAGUGCCUGCACCUGGUGCCUCAAUAAAGAACAUUUCUUCACUCUG
Messenger RNA from Myotis brandtii (Brandt's bat), 1884 nucleotides. It is a transcript of the gene MAPK11, whose product is annotated as mitogen-activated protein kinase 11. Gene Ontology annotation, biological process: intracellular signal transduction; protein phosphorylation. Bases 1 to 735 code for a protein of 244 amino acids. Gene Ontology annotation, molecular function: ATP binding; MAP kinase activity. Gene Ontology annotation, cellular component: cytoplasm; nucleus. NCBI's taxonomy places the organism in Eukaryota, Metazoa, Chordata, Mammalia, Chiroptera, Vespertilionidae. The record is from RefSeq and is a predicted model, not a curated record. The transcript has 9 exons.